Aplysia californica (California sea hare) is the source of this 3638-nucleotide messenger RNA. RefSeq lists its product as uncharacterized. Gene Ontology annotation, cellular component: nucleus. NCBI's taxonomy places the organism in Eukaryota, Metazoa, Mollusca, Gastropoda, Aplysiida, Aplysiidae. The record is from RefSeq and is a predicted model, not a curated record. Gene Ontology annotation, biological process: regulation of transcription by RNA polymerase II. Gene Ontology annotation, molecular function: DNA-binding transcription factor activity, RNA polymerase II-specific; RNA polymerase II cis-regulatory region sequence-specific DNA binding.
UUUCUAAAAAUAGUCGUGGAUUUCCCUUCUAUAUAGCGUUCUGUCACAAGACGAUGCAAUCACUCUUGCUAACGUAAACAGAACAGGUUCGCACGGACGUUUAGCUUACGUCGAGUGCCAUAGUGAAACAAAAAACGCUGACAAGCACUCUGUGACAGUGAUUUUUCUGUGAGUAAGACUGAAAAACAUUGGUGCCACGGAAGGCCUUUUCACCCGACACGUCUAUUUUAUGGGAGAAUCUGUGACUACAAGCGCGUUCGACGCUCACCCGUUAGUGAACAAGUGGCGUAGGCCAACGUCGCACACAAAGUGUAAUGCUCAACACACUGGUACCACCGCAGAUCUCAACAUUCUCUGCGAUCAGACCUGACCUCAAUCGAGCUUUGCUAGUCAACGCUCACGUUCCUCCCGCGGCUCAACACGCGAUAGAAGAAAACUCGAACCCCAGCCAGCUGGAGUGUAACGCAACCGUGGUGCCCACAAGCACAAACAACGCGACGCACUCUGCCACUGUGGAUACCUCACAGCCGUCAACUUUUGGCUACCAGAUAACCUUGACCGCAGUCGUCCCCGACGAAGGUGAAGGUCUCAAGCACAAGCUGGUCCUCAAAGAGAGCACAGCUGUGCCCAACCUCCAAGAGUUCAACACCCCGCGCACCCAACGCCGUUCUUCCAGGGUCGCUAAACGCAGCAAGUCGACAGCCAUAACUCCAACUGGGCCAUCACCAAGCAAACGCCGAAUCACCACUCAGAAGUCCUCCCCUGCCAUAAACACAUCAGUAGCAGCCCUCGGACCAUCAACAUCCAGGCAUCUGUCUAACACUUCCCCCGGACCAUCCAUCCUGUCCCGACCUCCUCACCCCGCCAUUAACAACCUCCUCGAAUCGUUCCAACCCUCGACAUCCCCCAGCUCGAUCAGCACCACCACAAUCCCCACGAACUUUUCCUCGACAGAUCCCCAAACAAUGCCUGAACAGACCAGGGAAUACCAGCUCGUGCCCGAAGCUGCCGCCAUGAUGUCGGACUCCGACCUUGGCCUGACCUUUGACGAGAACGAGCAGAAGAUCGUGCACGCUACGAUCGAAGCCUUCCAGACCGGCACGCUGACUCCACUCAUCAAAGAGGAGCUGAGGUGCACGAUACAGAGUAGAAGGCUCGCCCAGGGGAAGGGAGAGCUGCAGGUGGAGUUCAAAUCCCCGCCAAAGAAGAAAGAGAAAAUCAGCCGACUGCAAAAGAGCUCAGAAUCACUGAUCAAAGAUCUUCAACACUUGCGAAAGGAGCGAGAUGAACUCCAGGAAAUGCUGCGCUCACAUCUCGUGAUUUGCAACAGUCACCAACACGGACAUCAGACAGCGGGGGUGGACGUUGACCAUAUACUGAACAACCUCUCUAGCUCAACAGGCGAGAUUCCCCAAACGGGCGCCUCAGCUUGUCCCGACACAGGUGGCUCUGCCUCUUCGGUGUUCUUCUCUGACGACUACACCGAUUCGGGAUGUGUGCAGGUUAUUGAGCCAAACGAAGAACUAAGCAAAAUGUUGGAGAACAGUCACGGCAUUUGCUACGCAGACGAUGAGGUAUCCGGUGUGCUGGAGGGAGUGGAGGAACGGUACCUCGAGACGCCACCCGAAGUCUGCUACGAGGAGAUUGUUCUGGACGACAUUAUGGAGGUCUCUGAAUAUGGCGCGAAAGAACGACUGGAUUCUUGCUCCAGUGUGGACACGUACAUGACGUACGAUUCCUUCGCCUCGGAGACUCCGAGCCUCAGCGAGUCCACAUCUGACGUCCGCCACAGUCUGUCUUCGGCGUACUCCCGCGUUCACAUGAGCUCCAGCUCGUCGGAGCCGUUCGAAGCCAGGUUCAUGGAUCAAGAUUUCCUGCUGUACGAAGAGGAAACACCUUGACAUUUGAGUUUGGUUAGAAACUGGAUAGCGGACCCAUACUAUCUCGGCGACUGACUGACUGGUCUACCCUUUUGAUAUGUCAACGGGAGACAAAACCUCUUAAUGUCAAGGUUUGGUUAGAAUGGACGCCAGACCAUAAUACCCUGGUGAAUGUCCGACCUACGCCUUAUACGGACAAAGCCGAAGCUCGAGCAUUGAAAACUCUUGAGGAAAAAAUAAACGGUUGUAGUUAGAAGAACGGCAAGAGAUGCCCAAUACUUAUGACUUGACCGCCGACUAACUCAAGACUUACUUCACUCAGAAAAAAGGACCUCUGUUUGCGAUGGUUGAUUGUAAAUAUGAUGCCUUAAUCCUUGUAUCGCAUGUGUUGUUGUAAAAGGCAAUUGUUGUAAAAGGCAGUUGUUGUAAAAGGCAGUUGUUGUAAAAGGCAGUUGUUACUUUAUAUAAAGGACUUUUGAUGAUGAGGUUCUUUUACUCUCAUCUAGAUGGAAGACAAUGGCUUCUUUUACUUUCCACCGUAACCAUUUUGUUUGGAAAAGUGAGGCAUAGAUAUUGUAGUGGCUAUCUCAUGGAAACAUCUUCUGAUUACGAGAAGCCCCAUGGUACCAGAAAUCAAUCAAUCAAUCGAUCAAUCAAAUACGGUCAUUCUGUUUGAAGUAAGAAGCAACAAGAAAAGCACAUCUGAAGAAUGCUUUGUCAAAUUAGUGCUGCGAGACUUUUUAUAGAAAGAAGGCUGCUAUAUCAUUACAGUUCGUCUGCAUUAUUAUAAUCUGUGACUUCGGUCCGUGCAACGAUGUGCUGAACUCGCAGCACGAAAUAAUCAAUGUUGAACUCGCAAAGAGAAAUUGUCAACCAAGGCAAUAUUGUUUACAAAACGGAUGUUUUGCUCAAUUUCUAUUUAUGACAAUGCAUUGGUUAAGUCGGAACGUGUCGUCUUUGGGACAGUUUCCUUUACACGACACGUUUGUCUUACAGUACAGAUGAACUCCCGAAAAUUGCAGGUGCUCAAUUUGUAGACGUAGUUCUAUUUAUCGCAGUACAUCGUCGCCCUCAGAACUAUGUUGUCCAAAGUGCCCUCUUUACUAAAGUGUACGCUUUGGACAAAAUAGUUCUGAGGCGACGUACGAUAUGUCACCAAUUUUGAGCCAUUAACAUUCCCGUCACUGCUAGUGACUAUGUAGAGUCUGAUAGGCAAAAGAAACAGUCUGUUUGACCUGUUCUUUAACCUAACCGUAGCCUCGUGAGAUGAUUUAUAUGGAGCAAUUUCUCAAACUCGGUUUGAAAAUAUAAAGUUCCAAUUAAUAAUGAUAUUAUUAGAAUCUUGCCCGAAAAAUGUAAAGUCGUCUUGUGAAUAUUUCACUGCGAUUCAUGUAGCAAUAAUAGUGCAUGAUAAUCCAGUGCCUGAAAGUCGACAGUGUUAUCUGUUUGGUCCUAGAACUAUGCACAUACAAGAGAGCCCCUGAUGCCUUGAUCCGAAGGCAACAAUGACCAUUUUGUUAACACUUUAUAAAGACCAAGAACGACGACCAGACCAAAUUUAUGUACCGGUAAUUGGAGGUGAACGUUCCGCGAGUUGUGAACAUUUUCCACUUUAUGUUACAAUCACCUACAGUAAUGACGGGUAUCUGGAUGCAAAUGUGUAUUUAGAUACUCGAUGCAAACUUGUGCAUGUAUUUAGUUACUCGAAGCAAACGUUUAUUUAGAUACUCGAUAUUAAACGUGUAUUUAAAUACUCGA